AUGAGAAGCAAGAAGAGAUCGUCGUCGGGAGAAUCAGAGCAGUUCGAUGAAGCGACUUUAGAAUUUAGCAGAGCGGUCAAAGAACUGAGCUUCGAAGUAUUAGAUGCUGGACUGGAACCCUUUCCCGAACUGCCAAAAACGCCCAUUCGAAAAAGCCGAUUCAGUCUGAAAGCCUCUGCCAAGCGCGCCUUCUCGAAAGUGACCGGGCGAAGCAACAAAAGAAAGAAGAAAACGCAGCGCGAUUCAAUAGCCAUGUCCAUUUCCGAUUUUCCUGACGUGCCCAAUGAUAUCAUCGCCUAA
This is a messenger RNA of Oikopleura dioica, 300 nucleotides long. NCBI's taxonomy places the organism in Eukaryota, Metazoa, Chordata, Appendicularia, Copelata, Oikopleuridae. The record is from the annotation of a GenBank genome assembly.